AUGCUGAUCACGCCCAGAACGUAUUCAGCUUCGCAAACGCCAGACCGAGCGGUAUUCGAUCCCGGCACUGAGGGCGUGUUCCGCUUCUACACGCUUGCUGGGUGGCGCCAGAGCCUCGUGAACUCAAAACCGUCCCCGGAGAUGCUGUUGACUUAUCAAACGGGCAGUGUAAGAGUUGGGGAGGUUGUCAGAUACACGUUGACCUACACGCCAGCUGCCGAUCCCAUCCUACCUCUGCCAACUCAACUUUACGUUAGGGUAAAAAAUGCCUCGGCCAUUCCGCUGCGAGCCGCCUACCUCCACGGCCCGUACAGCCUUUACGCAUCCUGCUAUCCAUCUACAUUCGACCCCAACAGCAAGUAUGAUGAACAAGAAACAGAUGGCAUCCCACAGUUUGAACCGUAUCUGAAAGCCGGUGGGAACUGGGAUGCGACCAUCAAGUUGCCGACCUCUUUCGGAGGCUCUCACAACCUCGCUGCCGGUCACAUGGGGCUUAAUGGUCCCUCGACGGUAACAUGGGUAAUUGAGAUUGUGUCACAGGUGAUAUUCUCCAACAGUGCAGCUGUUCAUUUUGAAAUGCUGGUCGCUCGUGACGCCAAAUCGUUGGAUUUCUUUUCAGCUGGUGGGACUUCAGCGGCUGGAAUGGGGCCUCCUGGGAAGUUACAGGAUCACUGGCUGCCAGAGACCAAGGGUUUGCAGGUACUGGCUACCACAGGGGUGUUUUCUAAGUCUAUCACACUACGUGUGGAUGAUACAACUAGUCUGUGGAAUAGUCCACCAUUGCCGUCAAAAACUAGUCCGGUCGAGACUGACUCUGGGGUUGAAACCCACAUUGGUGAAUCAGCAGAGCCGGGGAGUGUGACCGAAAGUUCCCACCAUAUACCGCCAAAGAAGCGGAUACACUUGGUUGUGGUGACCCAUGGCUUGCACAGUAAUCUGGGUGCGGACAUGCUCUAUCUCAAGGAAAGCAUUGAUGCGGCUACGAACAAGACCACGAAGAAAGAUAAUCAAGAGAAUACCGAGGCCGAUGACGAGGAAGUCAUUGUUCGGGGGUUCUCAGGCAAUGCGGUUCGCACCGAACGUGGCAUUCAGUAUCUAGGAAAACGCUUGGCCAAGUAUAUCUUGUUGAUGACAUAUCCUGAUCAACCCUACUUCCCUCUGAAGACCUCCAAGUCCAAAACAUUUCCUCGCCCUUUUAGUUCCCGGAAGGAUGAGCCUAAUCUCUCAUCGGAUCCUCAUGCUUCUGUGGAUCAAGAUGGGCUUGCUGGUGGGGAUGACCAUGCAUACCAAAUUACCGGCAUUAGCUUCAUAGGACACUCUCUGGGUGGUCUGAUUCAAACAUAUGCUAUCGCGUAUAUUCACAAACACUCUCCCCGUUUCUUCGAGCAGAUCAGACCGAUCAACUUUAUUGCCCUCGCAACCCCAUUUCUGGGACUUAGCAACGAGAACCCCAUGUACGUUCGAUUUGCCCUGGACUUGGGCCUUGUCGGUCGAACAGGACAAGAUCUUGGGUUGAGCUGGACGGCACCGAAGGUACGAAGCGGUUGGGGAGCCAUUAUUGGUGGGCGAGGUGACUCGGCCAAAGAUCAAAGCAACCCCGAUCCAGGGUCCAAGCCGCUUCUGCGAAUCCUGCCCUGUGGGCCCGCUCAUGAGGCCUUGCAGAAGUUUCAGCAUCGCACCGUUUACUCGAAUGUCGUCAAUGAUGGAAUUGUUCCCUUGCGGACCUCUUGUUUGCUUUUCCUGGACUGGAGAGGCCUUGAUCGAGUGGAGAAGGCGAGAAGAGACAUCGGUCUGGUAGGAACCAUGGCAGAAUGGGGUUGGGCCGAGUUGACUGGAGCCAAUUCGAAGUCCCCUCAAAUUGUUCGUACUGGUGAAGCACCAGGACUGGCAGAUGGUACUUCUUCGUUGGAUGAGCACGAAGCUUUGGCUCUGGAAGACCCAUCUUCCCCCGCCUCUGGACAGUUUAUUGCGUCGAAAAGACAUUCAUCACAUCACAGCCAAGUGACAGAUGGUGGAUCGAAGGAUAAUGUUGCUGGAAGUGCCUCUUCUGGUCCUCUUAGCACUUUCUUCUCCCUGUUCCGUGCCAAGGAGACCAAGUCUCCUCCGCGCCCGAAACAUACCAAAAUUUAUAGGCGCAGCCAGACUCUCGCGUCAUUUGACGCCAAUCAAAGUCCUGCCCCUUUAGUUCGGGGAAAUUCCUUAUAUGAGGGUGAAGAAGGAUUGCAUACGCCACCGAAGACCACCUUUUUUGAGUGUGCAGGCGACUUGCUGAUGCCACCUUUACCCCCCACCGACUUUCUUUUGGAUCCUUCAGCCCGUCCACGGACCAUCUUCCAUGAUCGAAUUUAUCACUCGGACGACAUCCCACCCCCAUUACCCGUGAAACGACGAACCAUCGCGUUCAGUUCUUUGCAGAAUAAGAGCUCGAAAACGGCCCCCGCGGCCACUCAACUCCCUUCCAACUCCGGCGUCUCUGCCAACCUUGGAGAAAGUGGACUGAAGGUCGAAGAGAAGAUUGCUCGCGCCUAUCACCGCGAUUUGACCUGGCGCAAGGUCCUUGUGCGUCUCGAACCUGACGCACAUAACAACAUAAUCGUACGACGAAUGUUCACCAAUGCCUAUGGAUGGCCUGUCGUGAAGCACUUGGUCGAUACGCACUUUGGACAUACUGACGCUGUAGAGACGGAUGAUGUAUUGCAGCAAACGGUUGAGAGGGCCAAGUCACCCGGUAUUGGGCCCAGUAGCUCCGGUGAUGAAGUUGAAGGCCAACAUGACGACUCCAGUCAGGAUUCAGAACAAACCCCUCGUAUGGGUCCGGAUCAUCUGCAUGAUUUCCCGGGGCCUUCUCGACUCUCGGCGCAUUCCCCAAUCCAUGAAAGAGCCGAAACUUUCCCGGCUGAGCAUGAAUCCCACAAGACGACCAGCACCAAUGGACAAUCUCACUAUACGGACGUGUCGCGACAGGAUUCCGCGCGGUGGACGGAUCGCCACGUAGAUGAAGACGAUGAUUGUGAAUCCGGGCUUGACGAGAAGGAUGACGCUGGCUAUCGUUGGUCCCCCACGCUGCGGCCAUGA
Molecule: messenger RNA, 3075 nt
Organism: Penicillium pulvis
Lineage: Eukaryota; Fungi; Ascomycota; Eurotiomycetes; Eurotiales; Aspergillaceae
Product: lipase ROG1 family protein
Exons: 2
Coding region: 1-3075 (1024 amino acids)
Molecular function (GO): monoacylglycerol lipase activity
Source: RefSeq, a predicted model, not a curated record